Messenger RNA from Blastocystis hominis, 1536 nucleotides. RefSeq lists its product as hypothetical. Gene Ontology annotation, cellular component: cytoplasm; nuclear pore. NCBI's taxonomy places the organism in Eukaryota, Bigyra, Opalinata, Blastocystidae. The record is from RefSeq and is a predicted model, not a curated record. Gene Ontology annotation, molecular function: nuclear export signal receptor activity. Gene Ontology annotation, biological process: protein export from nucleus.
AUGGGCCUGGGCGACUUCACCGCGAUUAUGAACAAGAUCGUGGAGAAGGUGUGCAGCAAUUUACGCUACUGGGGCGACACGGACUGCGUCAUCGAGGUGAGUCUCCGUCUGUUUUUGGAGCUGAGCCGAGGCUACCAAGGCUGCCGCAUGCUUCUCGGGCUCGAAAGCGUCGAGUUUCUCCUCCAGAACCACACCGAAGAGACCUUCAAGUUCCUGGGCUCCCCGCGGUUAUUGUCGAUGCGGAACCAGUACUACGCCUCGCUGACGCGGUUGGUGCUGAUGGACAACGUGCCCGGACGCCUGGAGAUGUUCCUCGCGCCCUUCCUGUCGAUGCUGCAGCUGCUACAGCAGCAGCAGGACUUCGCGCAGGGGAACGUAACAGUAUUCCGCGGAGAGCCGAUCCAGCUGGUGAAGCUGUUUAAGGAUCUGCGAGGCGUGAGCGACUCCUGCACGGAUUCGCGGUCCUAUGGAAUUCUAUUCGAAACUUUCCAAAAUCAGGGGAAAUUCUGGAGUAGAUCGGAGCUGUUAUUCGCGGUAAUGCAGAAGACGGUGUCGGCGUUCCACGGGAAUGACGAGGUGUGCAACGCGAUGCUCCGCUGCCUGGUUUCGUUCGUCUCGAACGACGAUUCCCGCGUGGAUUCCGGCAGCACCAGCACCAACGGUAUCACGCUCUUCAAGAAAACCGCGGUGAUCCUCUGCGAGUACAUCCAGCUUCUGAUGGCGUCGUACCAGGAUUUCUCGUUGGCUCCGGACGGAGUGUUCACGUGCGCGCGGCUGGUGCUGCAGGCGCUGAAUAAAAUGCUGAGGGAGGGGAAGAGGAGGUCGAUGCUAGCGGGGAAGUACGUUCCGUUCGGCGUGUUCGUGCUGUAUAACGACAACUGCCUGCAGCAGACGCUGGAGGCGUGCAUGACGAUCGUGCUGCGCAUGCCGUUCUUCCAGAUGGAGAAGCGGCAGAAGCUGGAGAAGGCGGCGUUUACGUUUAUUGAUAUUCUGUUUACGAACCAUAUCGAGACGCUGAGUCGCAUGGCUCCGGAAGGGUUCAUCAACUUGAUGCGGUUUGUGGUGAUUGGAUUGGACGCGUAUGAUGAGGAGACGAUGGGCAAAUGUGCGGAUUGCAUCGAUCAGCUGGCAACGUAUUAUUAUCUGAACCGGACGCGAGAGACGCCGACGAUGCUGCGGUUGAAUCAGAUCGUGAGCGAAAACGCGUCGCUUUGGAACGAUUUGUUCGAGAAGAUUAUGAACUCGCUGCUCUUUAAUAAGACCUCAAGUGAUAUUUUGUCGAGGCCGAUUCACUCUAUUUUGCUAGUGGAUAUCAAUGUCGCCGAGAACUAUUAUAGAGUGAUCGCUUCCAGACAGCCGAAUGAUGUGAUUAUGAAGCUCAAGAAUUCGAUGAUAACGCUGACACAGAAUAUGGACAAAACGUUAGAGCCUAUCUUAAGAGAUCAGUUCUGUGAAAAAUGUAAAGACUUCAAAAAUGAGGUGUUAAGUUAUCUUGUUCUUUGGCGUGUUUGUGCUAACAAGCAAAUAAACAAAUAA